GUAAAACAAAUCCAGAAAACGGAGUGUAUUUGCCUCGACUCUCCCACAACACCGAGUCGUCUCCAACUUCUCUCCAAUGGCUCUUCCCCUCCGUUGUUCCCACUACACUCCUCCAUUAGCUUCUUCUUCCUCUUCUUCUUCUUCUUCAUUUGUUAGAUUCUCGCCCCCCAAUUUCCUUCAAUUUACGCUACCUGCCCUCCGCUCCCGCUCCAACCGCAGCUGGUCUCUCACGGCCGUGACGGCGUCACUCUCCGCCGUCGAUUCUGUGGAAACUUCCGGUAGUCAAUACGAGAAUAAGAAGCUUCUGCUCGAAGUCAAAGACCUGACGGCGGUGAUUGCAGAGUCCAGGCAACAAAUUCUCAAAGGCGUUAACCUUUGCAUCUAUGAAGGAGAGGUUCACGCGAUUAUGGGAAAGAAUGGUUCUGGGAAGAGCACAUUGGCAAAGGUUCUUGCAGGCCAUCCAGAUUAUGAAGUGACGGGAGGGAGUGCUGUGUUCAAAGGGGAGAGCUUGCUGGACAUGGAACCAGAGGAAAGGUCACUUGCUGGCCUCUUUAUGAGCUUCCAGUCCCCCAUCGAGAUUCCAGGCGUGAACAAUAUUGACUUUCUGAAUAUGGCUUAUAAUGCUCAGAGAAGAAAACUUGGUCAGCCGGAGCUUGGACCAAUUGAGUUCUAUGCCUACAUUUUUCCCAAACUUGAACUUGUGAAGAUGAAGGCAGACUUUCUUAAUAGAAAUGUUAAUGAAGGAUUCAGUGGUGGUGAAAAGAAGAGGAAUGAAAUUUUACAACUUGCAGUUCUGGGUGCGGAUUUGGCCAUCUUGGAUGAAAUUGAUUCGGGACUGGAUGUUGAUGCACUUCGCGAUGUAGCAGAUGCAGUGAAUAGGCUUUUGACUCCAAAGAAUUCUUUAUUGAUGAUUACUCAUUAUGAACGACUUUUGAAUUUUAUAAAGCCUGUACGUGUCCAUGUUAUGGAGGAUGGGAAAAUUGUGAAGACAGGAGACGUUUCAAUAGCAAAACUUCUGGAGGAUGAAGGGUAUCAAGCAAUUUCUGCAGCAUAACUGCAUGACAAUUGAUAGUGAUUGGAAUCUUAUAUAGGUAAACUCUUCUGAGCAGUGUGGCAGAUAACAGUCUGGAUGUGAGGGAUGUUGCCUAUUGCAGAAACUGCCUCAGGUAUGAUUUUGCAGCAUCUUUCAGAGGAGACAAGUGCAGAAUAUCAGAGACUGUUUUAUCUGAAAUCCGGGCAACAUAAUGUUUAUAGAUUUGUGAGAGACUAUCAUCAGCCAUACUUCAUGAUGUUUAUGUAUCGAGUAUAUCCCAGUUUUCGAUGUCUUCAGGCUUGUCUCCCAAGGCCUUGUUGCAGAGUAAGAUAUUUUUAUGUAAAAAAAUUUUGAUGAUAUCUUCUAGUCUAGUUCGUUUAAAUUUAUAUGUGUACAAUGUGGAUUUUGCAUUAUUUAAUCGUCAUUCUUGCUCUGGGAAACAACUUACAAUUUAAAUGGUUUCUUGCC
This is a messenger RNA of Corylus avellana, 1501 nucleotides long. It is a transcript of the gene NAP7, whose product is annotated as non-intrinsic ABC protein 7. Gene Ontology annotation, molecular function: ATP hydrolysis activity; ATP binding. The record is from RefSeq and is a predicted model, not a curated record. NCBI's taxonomy places the organism in Eukaryota, Viridiplantae, Streptophyta, Magnoliopsida, Fagales, Betulaceae.